CGCCGCUGUUAUAAAUGCGGAAGGCGAGUGGGGAAAGGGGAGACGGUGACCGAGUUGGGUUGGGUCGAUCGAGCGAGAGAGGUGGGCAGAUCCGCGCUUGUUUCGGGGGAGAGGAAGAGUGAUCGGUGAGACAUGGCGGAGAAGCAGGAGAGGACCAACUUCGCGCUGACCUGCAGUCUACUGAGCCUGUACAUCAAGGAGAAGAAGGGGAGCGUCGCCGACCUCGGGAUCGGGAUCGCGAUCGCCCCGAUUGCCGCCAAAGCUCGUUUUCCUUGUAAAUAUCGAUCGGGUCGCGUCAAAGAUGUGGCCUUUCUUGCUCUUGGCGUUCCAGAUCCGACGCGAUUUAUCGUUUUGAUUGACCUAAUUUUGAUUCAUUCCGUAGGAAAAUCAGGGUUGUUUCGACCGCCGACUACCGUGAGUUGGUUGCCGGAGAGCGACAUCUCGAGCGGAGCUGGCGGCGAGAGGAGAACGGAAGGGGACGAAGUUCCCCAGGGGAACGCCCUGGAGCUGUUUCCCCAGCGUGUUGGUUUCGGCCCCGCUGCGUCGGAGGAUGUUAGGGAUGCGGAAAGCGCCCCACUCACAAUCUUCUAUGGAGGAAAGGUGUCGGUGUUCGACAAUUUCCCGGCCGAGAAGGCCAAUGAUCUGAUGCAGCUUGCGAUCAAGGGCAACUCAACCGCACCGAACUUUGGCUAUGUGCCCGCUUCCUCAAGCUCGGCUAUGUCAAGUUCGACAGCCCUUUCGGAUCAAAAUCCGACCUUGCCCAAAUCUGCAAACGCUUCAUUGGCUUCCCAUGUCCGUCUGCCCAGAUCAGCACAAUCUGGCCUUUCUGAUCUUCCUAUUGCUAGAAAGGCUUCGCUCCAGCGAUUCCUCGAGAAGAGAAAGGAUCGGAUCAAUGCAAGAGCACCGUAUCAAGUCACUGCCUCCACCGGAAUGGGAGUACCUGUCGAGCAAGAAGGCAGCAGAGCAUGGCUUGGAUUGGGUCCUCGGUCCUCAAUUGCCAGCCUCACAAAAUGAAGUCAAACACAGAUGCUAUCCUGCUUGAAGCCAAUCGAUCACUCACAAGUUUGGACUACUUACUUUUUUUUGAGGAACUUGCGUUCCUUUUCUAAGAAGAUCUUUCGAUGUUGUCACCGACAGACUUAGAUCUCACAGUUAUUCUGAAACUGUAGCUCAUGCUUCCAUAUAGGAAUCAUGGGGGAAAUAUGUAUGUUUGAAAUCUUAGUAGCAGGAGUGUUGUUCCCCUGUCAUAGUACCCGAAACAAAUCAUGGCUGUUCAAUAGAAUUAACUUUUUAAUCUUA
This is a messenger RNA of Musa acuminata AAA Group (dessert banana), 1299 nucleotides long. RefSeq names its product protein TIFY 10a-like. Lineage: Eukaryota; Viridiplantae; Streptophyta; Magnoliopsida; Zingiberales; Musaceae. Gene Ontology annotation, cellular component: nucleus. Bases 133 to 1014 code for a protein of 293 amino acids. The record is from RefSeq and is a predicted model, not a curated record. Gene Ontology annotation, biological process: regulation of defense response; regulation of jasmonic acid mediated signaling pathway; response to wounding. The transcript is spliced from 5 exons.